Messenger RNA from Dacryopinax primogenitus, 1110 nucleotides. RefSeq lists its product as uncharacterized. NCBI's taxonomy places the organism in Eukaryota, Fungi, Basidiomycota, Dacrymycetes, Dacrymycetales, Dacrymycetaceae. The transcript is spliced from 4 exons. The coding region runs from base 95 to 1078 and encodes 327 amino acids. The record is from RefSeq and is a predicted model, not a curated record.
CAUUCUGUUCUGCUUGAUGGGAAGGGUAUAUCUUCCUGUCGGGAAUCAUCUCUUGCUACGUUCACAGCGGGGAGAACUGUCCAGCCUUCGAGAAAUGGUCAUCUUGAUUCUGGCCCACAUAUUUGGCCUAACGACUCUCCACAUCCGGUGUCGAUCUGAUACCACACCCGAAACGUUGUUAUCGCAAGUGCUGAACUUUUCGCCAUCAGAUGAUCCAGUUGGGGAGAUGUCAAAUCCUUCGAGGAAAGGCAGUGUCAGUGUUUCGCGAGCUUCUUCAAGCAACGGCCGUCGACAGCAAAGUGCGCUCACCCGACCGCUCACAAAUCAUGUUCGAUCCCAUUCGACAGGCUUGACUUCCCGAGGAGCAAGCUCCGUCGGUCCAUUGCCUCAAGCUAUCGUGGUCAGCUCUCUUGGCAGAUCUAGCUAUGAUACUCAGGAUUGCUUGUGGAACAUUCUAAGAACUCGGUGUUGUUCACAUAAUGGGACGAUACACCGCCUCCCGGAAGAGUUGCUCGUCGUCCUUCUCAGUGACAUCGGUGAUGGGCGAGAGUUGCCUCAUAUCAUUCCAUGCCUGGUUGAUCAGUUUUCUUUUAGCUCAUAUGUUGACAUCACCAGCGACGUUCCCAAUCCCUCCUCUUCCCCGGGCACACCUCUCAUACCCGCCUUCUAUCUCCACCGAGUGAAGCAUCAUCCACUGCCUGUGAUAAAUCCCUUCUUGAACAACUACCUGAGUUGUCUCCUAACGGCAACGACUCAACACCCCCUUCUACAUUCACUCCUAAUGAGCAACCGAGCGUGCGCCGCUUUCAGACACUUCGCUGCGGUUUCGACAGCUUUGUUCUGCAAUGAAGACGGACGCGCCCAGACGCAGCAUGUAACUGAAGAGGACGUUGCUCGCGUAUAUGCACAUGUGGUAGGUCAUCGCGUAGGCAUACGUAACGUCGGAGAAGGCGUGCUUAGUAUACUGGAUCGUUCCCUUGCCUCUUCAUCCAACGGGGAGGGUAGAGAGUGGAAAUCCGGCAUGAAGCGGGGGGAGACAGUACCGCAGAUCAUGAAGGAUAUCCUCAGCCUCGUUUGAUGCAAAGGAGGCGCAAUCACUCUGAACCAUGG